Molecule: messenger RNA, 662 nt
Organism: Pan troglodytes (chimpanzee)
Lineage: Eukaryota; Metazoa; Chordata; Mammalia; Primates; Hominidae
Product: ADP-ribosylation factor-like protein 2-binding protein
Exons: 2
Coding region: 1-501 (166 amino acids)
Biological process (GO): positive regulation of tyrosine phosphorylation of STAT protein; maintenance of protein location in nucleus
Cellular component (GO): mitochondrial intermembrane space
Source: RefSeq, a predicted model, not a curated record
AUGGGUGCUUUAGAAGAAGGCUUCAUUGUGCCCUUCUCUGACUCUGAUGCACAUUUUGAUGCUGCGGUUGGAUAUUUAGAGGACGUUAUCAUGGAUGAAGAUUUCCAGUUAUUACAGAGAAAUUUCAUCAACAACUACUACCAGGAGUUUGAGGACACCAAAGAGAAUAAACUCACCUACACACCUAUUUUUAAUGAAUAUAUUUCUUUGGCGGGAAAGUAUAUAGAAGAACAGUAUAUAGAAGAAAAACAGUUGCUGGAGCAAAUUCUUGGCUUUACCAUGGCAACUUUCACAACGUUACAGCACCACAAAGAUGAAGUGGUUGGUGACAUACUCCAAAUGCUGCUCAAAUUUACAGAUUUUCUGGCUUUUAAAGAAAUGUUUCUGGACUGCAGAGCAGAAAAAGAAGGCCAGAGACUGGACUUAAGCCGUGGUUUAGUGGAGACUUCAUUGUGCAAAUCAUCUUCUAUGACAGCUUCUCAGAACAAUCUGCAGCAGUAGGACCUACCUCCAGACAAUGAAUGGGAUCAUUCUCAAUUUCACGGGCUCAGUAGUUCAAUAGGCUCAGCUCAUGAUGACAGGAGAACGUAUCCUGGAAAAAUUGAUUCUGUUCUGCAACUCUUCAUUCGCAUUAAAUAUUGAUGGGGUAAAAGCCAAAAUGA